Messenger RNA from Mugil cephalus (flathead mullet), 1700 nucleotides. RefSeq names its product CCR4-NOT transcription complex, subunit 8 (gene cnot8). Gene Ontology annotation, cellular component: CCR4-NOT core complex; P-body; CCR4-NOT complex. Bases 211 to 1068 code for a protein of 285 amino acids. The transcript is spliced from 7 exons. Lineage: Eukaryota; Metazoa; Chordata; Actinopteri; Mugiliformes; Mugilidae. Gene Ontology annotation, molecular function: nucleic acid binding; poly(A)-specific ribonuclease activity. The record is from RefSeq and is a predicted model, not a curated record.
GGCGGCGGUGUGCGUAAUCGUAGAUCCGCCAUUAAACGGAAAUAAGGAAGACGAAGAAGAAGAAAGCAAACGCGCUAACAGUUAGCUUGGUGGCAGGGUACAGCGAGGAAAUUCUCAGAGUUGCCUGUUUUUCCAUCACACUGCCUCCCCAUCAACCCGUUUGCGAGUGCUGCUGCAGGAUUGUUCAGGAUCUCCACCUGGCCUGCCAACAUGCCUGCCGCACUUACAGAUUCCAGUCAGAUAAUCUGUGAAGUUUGGGCGAGCAAUGUGGAGGAAGAAAUGAGGAAGAUCCGUCAGAUUAUUCAAAGCUACAAUUACAUUGCUAUGGACACAGAAUUCCCUGGAGUGGUUGUCCGACCGAUUGGUGAGUUUCGCAGCACGGUGGAUUACCAGUACCAGCUGCUGAGGUGUAAUGUCGACCUCUUGAAGAUCAUCCAGCUCGGCCUCACGUUCAUGAACGAGGAUGGAGAUUAUCCCCCUGGCACGACGACGUGGCAGUUCAACUUCAAGUUUAACCUAACAGAAGACAUGUACUCACAAGACUCUAUAGACCUGCUCCAGAACUCAGGCCUCCAGUUUAAAAAACACGAAGAAGAGGGAAUCGACACGCUCUACUUCGCUGAGCUCCUCAUGACGUCCGGUCUGGUGCUGUGUGAAAACGUCAAGUGGCUCUCCUUCCACAGUGGUUACGACUUCGGGUACCUCGUGAAGCUUCUGACGGACGCGAGGCUUCCAGAGGAGGAGCAUGACUUUUUUCAGAUCCUCAACUUGUUUUUCCCCGCCAUCUACGACGUCAAAUACCUGAUGAAGAGCUGCAAGAACCUAAAGGGAGGGCUACAGGAAGUGGCAGACCAGCUGGAGCUAAAGAGGAUUGGGCGGCAACAUCAGGCUGGAUCCGACUCGCUGCUCACAGGCAUGGCUUUCUUCAGGAUGAAAGAGCUUUUCUUCGAAGACAACAUUGACGACGCAAAGUAUUGUGGGAGGUUGUAUGGCCUGGGCUCCGGCUCCACCCAACCCCAGAAUGGCAUCUCCAGCUCGGGCCAGGAGGAGACCAACAACAAGCACUGACCGACCGAGCACUCCACUCCUCAAGUGGAAUACACACUUGUUUUAAAACCCAACCAGCAGAUCGGCCCUCCACACCACCCACCCCCACACACACACACACACAACGUGACAGUUUCUUUAAGCCAGCAGUGACGGCACAUGUUUCACUGGCGCUUUCGUUUUUAGUUGCUUUUUACUGAAUAUAUGGUCACAUAUAUCCAUUACCCUUUUAAAAAGAAAUCUCUCCUUGUCCAGCAUUCGUGGCACCUUUGGUUACAGCUUGGGACCAGCUCCUGUAUCACACUGUGAUUUUAGACCAAACUUCAGUUCAGACUUCUCAUCAGCAGGACUCAUGUCUUCUUGCAGGGAUUUCUUUUUCUUUUUUAAGUUAAAGCUGGAAGGGCCUGUAAAUUAAAGUGUAUAAUUUUGAUGAAAAUAAAAAUGUUUUAGCCCUUUUUCCACUUCCAGAACCUUCAAGCCGUCGGUGUGUAACAGCGCUUGGUUUUGCAUGUGUGCUAAUGGGAAAACUACUGUCAUUCUGUACAUUCACCCCCACCACAAUCAGACGUACACAUGUCGUGCUUACUAUUGUUUUUACAUUCUACAUUGUUUUAAACAGCUGUAUAUUAAAUUGUUUUGUAUUUUCGAUGUAA